Molecule: messenger RNA, 551 nt
Organism: Sinocyclocheilus grahami
Lineage: Eukaryota; Metazoa; Chordata; Actinopteri; Cypriniformes; Cyprinidae
Product: P2X purinoceptor 3-like
Exons: 6
Biological process (GO): calcium ion transmembrane transport
Cellular component (GO): plasma membrane
Molecular function (GO): extracellularly ATP-gated monoatomic cation channel activity
Source: RefSeq, a predicted model, not a curated record
CUGGGUGUUUAUGCAUGAAAAAGGACAUCAGCUCCGGGACACGGGAAUCGAGUCUGCGGUCAUGACCAAAGUGAAGGGCUUGGGCAAAUUUAACAACCGUGUGAAUGACGUGGCAGACUAUGUAGUUCCCUCGCAGGGUGGUUCCUCCUUCUCUAUCAUCACCAGCAUGGUCAUCACAGCCAAUCAGACUCAAGGACGAUGCCCUGAGACUGAUCAUAAGUUUAAAUGCACUACUGAUGAUGACUGCAUGGCAAAACUGGACUCAAAUUUAGGAAAUGGUAUUAUAACGGGCACAUGCUUGAACGAUACUAGUGGCACAACAGGAUGGUGUGAAAUUCAAGGCUGGUGCCCUGCAGAGGAUGACAACGUUACAGAAAACUCAAUGAAAGAGGUGGAGAACUUCACCAUCUUCAUCAAGAACAGCAUUCGCUUCCCUAAAUUUAACGUCACUAGGUUUGCUAAAUACUAUCAGUCUGAAGAUGGAACUGAGUGUCGAACGCUUCAUAAAGCUAAAGCAAUCCACUUCGAAAUAAUCGUGUCUGGCAAUGUGG